GCGCACUGGGGCCGCGGGUCGAUUCAAAAUAGCGGCGCCGCCGGAAGAAGAGAGGUUAUGGCCGACGACGCCGGCGAGAGAACCGUCGCCUGAAGUCUACAAGCGGCAGCGACUAGUCCACCGAAACCCGGUGAGCGACGCGCCUUGCGGGCGGCCAAACGGGAAUGAAGAAAUAAAAGUCCUGUCUGAGGAAAAGUCGGCAACUGAGGCCUCGGGACGAAGUGAUCAUGAGCUUUUCAGUACCACAGUUUGCUGACUUCAAAGAAAAUGCCUCUUCCGACAGCGUGUUUGUGUCCCCUGGCACUAGACGGCAGCCGCUCAGUGCCUGUGGCACCCCAGUGCUGGAGAAUUGCCCGCAGAAUGACGAUGAACGGGAGAGGAAGCAGCGGAGGCGCUCCAGAGUUGUCGAUCUACAGUUUAGCGCUGAAUCGCCUCUGUCCAUACGGUCUCCCGUUAGCAAGCAAGCAGAGACAUCACUGCCAGCAAUCCCACAGUUGUCCAAUGCUCAGAUUGCAGAUCAUUACUCCACGUGCAUCAAGCUUUCAACAGAAAAUAAAAUCACCACAAAGAAUGCAUUCGGCUUACAUCUCAUUGACUAUAUGACCGAAAUACUCAAGCAGAAGGAUUCUGAACUCACCAACUUUAAGGUAGCAGCUGGCACCCUUGAUGCCAGCGUAAAGAUCUAUGCAGUGAGAGUUGAUGCUGUCCAUGCAGAUGUUUACCGUGUUCUUGGAGGACUGGGUAGAGACUCCGCAAUUGCAGAGCCCGAGAAGAACCAGGAUGCAGGUGAAGGGAAGGAAGACUUGGAGCAUUCCAAGAAGCUCCCAAGUAAGAGGAAACAUCUGUACAAAACAAUUGAACAAAAUCUGAAUAACAUCAAUGUCUCUGAGACAGAUCGCAAGUAUGAGAUUGAUCCCAUGUUCCAAAGAACAGCCUCAUCUUUUGAUGAAUGCAGUACAGCUGGUGUGUUCCUCACCACACUUCACACGCACAGCUAUCUCAGUGAAGUCCUGUUUGAUUCCAUGGUCUUUCCUCUGCCUUCUUCUGUGACUUCUGAGAUACCAAGUUCUUCUCAUGUGAAAGUGGCUGAUUUAAAAUCCAUCCUUCUACAGUGUGUUGAAAAGUCUGCCAUUUGCCCUUCAUUGACCGGCUUUCUGUUUACUCAGUGGAACAGUGAAACCCAUAAUGAGUCAGUCUCUGCUCUCCUGGAUAAAUUCAAGAAGAGUGGCCAGGCAUUUGAUAUCAACGCAGAGACUGAUAAUGACCCCCAGGAGUUUGUUGAGGAUAGAAUGGAAGACGAUUUUGAUGCUGACGUUCUAGAUAAGACAAUGGCAAGAGAUCUGAGGGAAUUCUCCAAAAAUCCGGAGGUGUGCGGAAUAGCACCAGAAAGUUCAAGAGAAAAUCUGGUUUUUAUGGGAGAAGGGGAUAUUGGGUCCAUGUGUCUUCAACUGUCUAUGAACCCCAGCGAGUAUUCUUACUUCAGCCCACGAAUUAUCUCCAUGUGGGCAGGCCCAGAACACUGGCGUUUUAAACCACGCCAUAAAGGUGAUAACAACUCUGAGAGAAUAAGUAAAAGGAAAACAAUCAAGAAAGUGUUUGAGAUCAGUUUUGACGAGGAGAUUGAGUUUGAACUUCACUUCUGCAAAACGCGGGCAGCUACGAUUUUGGCCAAGUCUACCCUUGAAAACCAAAACAAGAAAAGCAACACCCUGCCAGCAGACUUCCAUUAUAAUCCAGACAACCUCACCCAGCUGUUCCUCAAACCGAAAAUCGAUCCGUGGAAGAUGCCACUGCAAGGCAAUUCAUCCGGUCAUGAUGAUGACGAAGUCGGAGAAUAUGAUUACAACAAUCCCAAUGAUAUCUCCAAUUUCUGUCCUGCAGUGCAGGAUGCUGACAGUGAUGAUGACAAUGAUCCUCUGGACUUUAUAGGUGAGGGAGGGAUGUUUGAAAUGACAGCCAAUCCUACAGGUGGAGACAGUCAGGAUGCAGAACUUGAUGGAGAUGUCAAAGGACUCAACAUCUCCACCUACCAUGAAGCCAAUCUGGUGGCUGAGCCUCAGAAGGUGAACAAAAUAGACAUUCAAUAUGCAAAAACUGCCAAAAAGAUGGACAUGAAGAUGCUGAAGCAGACCAUGUGGCUCCUCUUGACAGAUGUCCCAAAGAAUCAGACUGGGGAAGAGAGUGAAGGCACAGAGAAAACGGUCAGCUCUUCAUUGGUCUCAAGCCAGAAGGUCUUCAGUAACAUCACCAAGGACCUCCUUCACAGUCUACCUUCCGUGGUGGCAAAGAACCUGUCAGUACCAUUGGCGUUUGCUUGCCUCUUGCACUUAGCGAAUGAAAAGAACCUGAAAUUACAGGGGGUGCAAGACUUGUCUGAAGUCUUAGUGCUGCAAGAAGAUUAACUUGUGCUACCUGAUGGACAGACGUUCUUCAGCCUCCAAAGUGGGACAUUUUUCUGCAUUUGAGACUUGCCUGUCUCCAGCGGCAUAAGAAGCUUCUGCCUAAUUCCAUCAGUUCUUCUGGGGACAAAACAGUCUACAGUGUAUGAUUUAGGCUCAUGGACAGUCAAGUCUGCGUGUCUUUUAAUGUGUUUUUAACCCCCCCUUGAAUUUGGCCUCUUCCCCACAACUAUUAGAUGGGCAACCCUGAGCCUAGGGAACAUUUUAACACUCGUAUGUGUCCUUGGCACAAUCAUGGCAUAUAUGCCCAUCUGCUUUUUAAAACAUGUUUUGGUUUCCCCUACGCUGAGAAUGGUCCCAUCUUUCUUUCUACAGUCUCCUCUCCUAUUUUAUAAUUGUCUUAACUCAUUUUAUAUAUUUGCAUAAAUCUUUUUUUUUAAUA
Python bivittatus (Burmese python) is the source of this 2841-nucleotide messenger RNA. It is a transcript of the gene NCAPH, whose product is annotated as non-SMC condensin I complex subunit H. Gene Ontology annotation, biological process: mitotic chromosome condensation. The record is from RefSeq and is a predicted model, not a curated record. Lineage: Eukaryota; Metazoa; Chordata; Lepidosauria; Squamata; Pythonidae. Gene Ontology annotation, molecular function: chromatin binding. Gene Ontology annotation, cellular component: condensin complex.